Molecule: messenger RNA, 2061 nt
Organism: Neospora caninum
Lineage: Eukaryota; Apicomplexa; Conoidasida; Eucoccidiorida; Sarcocystidae
Exons: 3
Coding region: 1-2061 (686 amino acids)
Source: RefSeq, a predicted model, not a curated record
AUGGUCCAGUGGAAGAAGCCAUCCAUCACGUGGCGAGAAAUUGUGGCUCUUUGCUGCUGCUCAGGCCGCAGCCGAGCGGUGGAACAAGCCCUCGGGCUGAAGCUCAUCAGCAAAGAGGAGCAAGAGCGAGUCCUGCACUCGUACAAUCCGGAAGACGAGGAUCAGCAGGCGCUGUCUCGCGAGGAGCAGGACGCAGUUGACGCGGCGUUCUACCCCUUCCAGAACCGCCACUCGCUCCGUUACAUCGGCGAUGUGUAUAGACUCGACGAACUUCUCAAUCGGACGCCGUCGAGUAAAGAGGUAGGUCGCGCGUGCGUCGCCUGUCGGGCGUCGCUGAUUUGUCCACUCGAGCCGGAAGGGGGGAUUGUCCUACGGCUGCGGCCGCUGCGAGCGUCUCGGCCGAAGGGCGACAAAGCCAAACAGGCGCACGAAAAGGAGAGCGACCACAGGUCGCCUGCCGCCCCGGCCUCCGCGCGAAAUGCACGAGAGAGACCCGGCGGAGAAGCCGAGAGAGACAGCCGCGAUGCGAGCAGGACAGCAGCUUUCAAUUCCUUAGGCGGCGGUAGCGGAGGGUGCCGCGCCGAAAGCGAGUUUGCUCACUCGCCGCGCGAGUGGCGUGCCGAGGAAAUAAGGAAAACAGUCUCCUUCGGAGAUGCCCAGUCGUGUGGUGAGGCGACUCGGCACGCCGCGUCGAUUCAGAGAGGCGAACGACGACGCGGUUCCUGCUCAGAACCCGGAGGCGGGAGAACGGGGGAGGGAUGGACUGAGAGUCCACGCGACUCCGAGUUGUGGAGGCAGACUUCGCGAUUCAAAGUGGCAGCUUCCGGGUCGGCCCCGGGCGCAGAGGCGAGCGGGCGACUGCCGAGCGGGCGGGGAGAGAGGGGCCGAAACCCGAUUCGAAUCACGGCGAUGGUGAAACAGGAACGGAAGCGGGUCAAGCAGGAGAGGCUGCGGAGCGGCCUCGGCGGGUUAUCGCCCAGCGAAACGAGCGCCACUGAGAGUGAAGAAGAGGAGUUUCUCUUCUUCCCAUCCCGCCGAUCGAGCUGUGCAGCCAGGUCCGACAGCAGCGAUAUGUCUUGGAGCCGCCAGACCGCCCCUCGGGGCCCGUCGGCUGACGAGGCCUUUGCGGCGGCGACGGAGGCCGCGAAGGCUGUCGCAGCCUCGCCGCUGGUUCGACGAGGAAGUGGGGAGCCCGCACUUGGAGGCCUGACUCGGCGAUCUCGAUCCGUUCUGCUCUCGGCGGAGCCCGUCGACAGUCCCCGAUGGAGCGAAGCAUCCGCGCUCCGACGGUCGUCGACCGGCUCGCCACCUGUUGCCUGGUCGCGGGGCUCCAGAUUUCGCCUUGGGGGGAGCGACUGGCGGGGGGGUGAGGCGAGUGGCAGCGAGAGUUUCACAGAUGCAGACCAAGACCAAGGUGCGGGAGAAGCCGUGCUGCGCGAGAAGGCCUUCCCGGUGGAGCGACAGGCGAGUUCCGCUCUGAAGCGGCGAGACUGGGUGUCGAGUACUGGCGGGCUAGGCGAGGGCGACGGCGACGACGUUCCGCUCGUCUCGGAGCCAACGAGGCGAGAAGGGAGAACGAAAGGAGAGAAAGGUGGGCGCGCUGCUGGAUGGGAGUGCGAGGGUGAAAGCAGACCGGGUUUCGCGCAGGCAGACACCCCAGACAGGACGGCUCCGGGUCGUUCAAGACGCGUGUGGUACGAGCGGAGAGAAGAGUCCGAGAGGAGCGACUCGACAAGCCUUCCGGGAGAAAGGCAUCCGCGCGCCUCGGGGCUCUUCUCCGACGACGACGGCAUGGUCACGGCAAGAGGCGCUCUCACAGCGCGGAGCCGCAGCAGCAGCGGGGAGUUCUACACGCCACGAACAUUCCGUUCUCUGGGGUCGCUGCCGCCGGGUUCUUCACCCACGCCUCAAGCGUCUGAGAGAGGCGCAUUCAAAGACAGGCUUGGGAACUCGUCUCCGCUCUCAGGAGCCGUCGCAGAAGUGAACUAUCUCCGACGGAUUCGAACGGCGGCGGAGGGGGACCGCCGAGCCCGUCGCCGUUCCGGGGUCAGCCCGCGGUGA